Coturnix japonica (Japanese quail) is the source of this 4908-nucleotide messenger RNA. It is a transcript of the gene P2RX5, whose product is annotated as purinergic receptor P2X 5. NCBI's taxonomy places the organism in Eukaryota, Metazoa, Chordata, Aves, Galliformes, Phasianidae. The record is from RefSeq and is a predicted model, not a curated record. Gene Ontology annotation, cellular component: plasma membrane. Gene Ontology annotation, biological process: calcium ion transmembrane transport; response to ATP. Gene Ontology annotation, molecular function: extracellularly ATP-gated monoatomic cation channel activity; ATP binding; purinergic nucleotide receptor activity.
UUGUCACUCAUGAGAACGCUUAAGUAAUAACAAAUUUAAACUGCUGUUUUGCCAUCAUGCGAAGGCUGAAUGCAGGCUUUAAUGCUUACCAGUGAGAUACUAUAGCUCUGCAACACAGCUUCAUGCUAUAACGUGUUUCACUAUAAACAUUUGGUGACUGGGGGAGGGAGAAUGAAGCACAGGAGCUGAUCUGAGGUGGGGACUUCCCCAGAGAAUGGCACGUCUGCAAAGCAGUGAAAAAAGGAUAGGGUGUUAUUGCAGCUGCUGGUUUCCAGCCUGAGUGCUGCUGCUGGCACGCAGCUGACAGGAGGGAGGAGAUCAGCCUUUUGCUCUGAAGGGUUGGUGCGUCAGGUUUCCCUGCAGAGCACGUGCAGAUAACCGAGCUGCAAACACUGCUGCUCCGGCCUCAGUAAAGGGAGCUGGGAGAAUGGGGCAGGUGUCCUGGAAGGGUUUAUUCCUAUCGCUUUUUGAUUAUAAAACAGAGAAAUACGUCAUUGCGAAGAACAAGAAGGUUGGGAUUCUCUAUCGAGUGGUGCAGCUCUCCAUCCUGGCGUACCUGGUGGGGUGGGUGUUUGUUGUCAAGAAGGGCUAUCAGGACACGGACACAUCCCUGCAGAGCUCUGUCAUCACCAAGCUGAAAGGGGUAGCGUUCACCAACACCUCGGAGCUGGGAGAGAGGCUGUGGGAUGUUGCAGACUAUGUCAUCCCUCCACAGGGUGAAAACGUCUUCUUUGUCAUGACAAAUUUGAUUGUGACCCCAAACCAGAGACAAACCACGUGUCCUGAGGUAGGAAGAACUGAAUCCUUUGGCUCCCAGACCCCUACAAAACUGGGGAGUGUAAACAUUCCUGAUGCCUUGUGUUACGAGGAUGAAGACUGCCCUGCAGGGCAAGCAGUGGUGGCUGGUAAUGGGGUUAAGACUGGCCGUUGUUUGAAAGACAGGGACAGCAUCAGAGGUUCUUGUGAGAUAUUGGCCUGGUGCCCAGUGGAGAAAAGAUCCAAGCCCAAGAAACCACUUCUCGGCAGUGCAGAAAACUUCACUGUUUUCAUCAAGAACUCGAUCCGGUUCCCCAAGUUUAAAUUCUCCAAGAUGAACGUGCUGGCCACCAACAAUGAGUCCUACCUAAAGACCUGCCGCUACAGCACGGAGCAUCCCUACUGCCCCAUCUUCCUUCUGGGGAACAUUGUCAGAUGGGCUGGGAAUGACUUCCAGGAAAUGGCUUUGGAGGGUGGUGUGAUAGGAAUUCAGAUUGAAUGGAACUGUGAUCUUGAUAAAGCCCCUUCUGAAUGUAAUCCCCACUAUUCUUUUAGCCGUCUGGAUAACAAGUUUGCAGAAAAGUCUGUCUCUUCUGGGUACAAUUUCAGGUUUGCUAAAUAUUACCGGGAUGCUGAAGGGAUUGAGUACCGGACCCUCUUUAAAGCAUAUGGAAUCCGUUUUGAUGUGAUGGUGAAUGGCAAGGCAGGGAAAUUUAACAUCAUUCCCACUGUCAUCAAUAUCGGUUCAGGGCUGGCUCUCAUGGGAGCGGGAGCUUUCUUUUGUGACCUGGUGCUGCUCUAUCUGAUUAAAAAGAGUAACUUCUAUCGAGGCAAAAAGUAUGAGGAAGUAAAGUCCAGCUCCAGGAAGUCAUUAACUAGCCCCACUCUGAAUGGGAGUCAGAGCCCAGACCAGCUUGAUGGGCUCUAGUCAUGGUGAUGGGUCGGUCAACUGGAAUCACGUUCCAGGAAAACUACACAGGUGUGAAAUGACGCUGGGACUGGGAGGCGGAGCUACCCCAGAUCAGAUCUACCAUCUAUUAUUGGGAUUUCCAGAGGAAAAAUGUCCUUUAAAGAACACCCUGUUUUCCCUGAGAUGUUCUCUGGUAUCUCGAGCUUGCAAAGACUGUGUUCAUCACUAUGGAUUUAGAAAAGGAUUUUGUAAGAGGAAAAAGAAGGCUCCAAAUGAAUGUUUUUAUAUCUACUGAUAGAUAUAUCUGUGCCACUGUUAUGCUGUGGCUGUGCUUUGCUUCAAGUGCAAAAGAGAAGUGUUGUGAAACACCGCUGACAUUUUGAGGAGGGUCAUGGCCAACAAUCAACUCUUCUCCUGCUCCGCUGGCUUGCAGCCACAGCUCCCAACUCUCGCUUUUGUUAUGUGCAAGAUUAGAUAUAAAGCAGCAGGACUGCUCUUGUCAGGAAGCGCAACGAAACGCAGCAUUGCAGAAUUACAGCAGCUGUGUCCAGAAGAAAAUGGUUUAUUAUCCUGUACUGCUCAAUUAGUUUUACUGCCCUGUUUUUGUUGUAACCAUCAGAGUUAGGAGCAGUGCUCCUCCAGGGAAAGCCUCUAUAGCUGCUGUAUAACAAGGUGCUCUGCUUGUCUCUCCUGGGAAUGUCCACAGCAGAGUCUGCCACAGCUCUGAAUGGAGAGUCAGUUUCAGCCACAGCUGACUCCCAGCUACCUCAUCUGCCACACAGAUUCUCCAUUUACAGUUAUAUCCAAAUAACCAUUACUUCAGAGGACAGAAAAGAUAACAGCUUGCAGAGGAGUGUUUUAUGGACAGGGAGAGUAUUUUAGUGUACUGAAAAGCAACACAGCUCUGAGCGUGUGCAUGGAGAUGGUCCUCGUUUCUCCUUUCUUGGUUAGUGGCUGGUUUUGUUUGCUAGGAAUUGGUCUUUCUGUGUUGCUCGUGGUGGGCAGAGAUCUGGACAGGCCACUUCACAUUUCUGCCAUUGCUUGAUGUACCUCGGAAGUAUUAGUGGUGCUGUAGAGAUUGAAAAGCAAAACUUGUCAGGUCAAAUAGACUUUGCUGGGUUCUCCCAAAUGUAACAACAGAAGGAAAAAGUAGAAGACAGCCAUCCAUUACUCCAACACUUCAGUAUCUUCCAAGAACCACAGGUGCUUUGUUGUUUCUCAAGAGAAAACUAAGUCACUGCAACCCAUCUUGUGAAUUUAUGCUCAAGUGGGGAUGCGAUUACUCUAAGAGGAGGAAAAUGCUUACAAAAUAAUGUUAUUUUCUUUUAAAGUUUGGAUUUGUUUGAGCUGAUAGGAACCGACUCACUAAGGUGGUAGGUGAAUAUUCCUCUCUUUGAAAUAUCAGCCCUUUCACAAGGUUUAAAGGCCUCCUGCUGCAGUGUCCUUGCAGGGACAGAUGUAGAGAGGAUGGCAUUGCAGGUAGCUGCUGUGAUCUGCUGUUAUACGCAGCUGGAAUCAGCAUGCAACACCUACCUCUGCUUUAACUUCUCAAAAGCAUUUGUUCUGAGCAACAUUUGGGUUUUUUUCCUAAAUGAAAGCUCACCUUUGCUAGAAGUGGCAAACUCCCAGUUCAGCCAUUAAUAGCAAACCCCACGCAGUCCAGUCUGCACUUCCUGCUCCCACUUCUGAGCAGAUGUGAGUGAAGAUCAACUAGUCAAACAUUCAGCUGGGAAAUGGAACUAAACACUGGAGUGACAAGAAUUUAGGGUAAGCUGUGGGCAAAUGGUGCUGAAAUUCUCCUCUCUGACCCAGAACUCUUGACAGAUAUGCAGCACCCUGCAUAUAAUGGACAGAUGACACUAGCCAUGCCAAUGGAAAAGCACAGACCUUUUUAUCAGGGUUUAAUUGUAUUUAAAUAGCUUCUAGAUGGUAAAACACGUAGUAAGCCCCACACGUGACAUCAGGCCAAGGUGCAAAUCAGAGACGUGGCAGCUCACCAUAACACAUAGAGCUGACUGUGCCCAACUAAAGCCAAUGCUUCAAAUUGACAGAACGAUGUCCUUGUUAGACGACCAAAGCUUCUUCCUGAAUUUAAGUCUACAGGGGAUUCAGCAUCCCCAAAACUCACUAGAAUAAAUAUCUCCCUUAGUUUUACCAUUCAGUUGCAGUUAAUAAAACAUAAACAGCUUUCCCCUCAGGAUCUUGUUGGAUAUAUAUAUAUUUUGUGUUUGAAGUACAGCAAUAAGGUUUGUCACAGAAUCACAGAAUGACCCGGGUUGGAAGGGACCUCAAGGAUCAUGUAGUUCCAACCCCCUGCCUGGCAGGGCCACCAAACAUACACAUUUUUUGUCACUUCGGGGCAGUGCUCUGUUAAGACUCUGUUGUAAAACAAGUUAUUGAGGUUACAGAUGCCAGCUUCCUUUGUGAUACAGGCUUAUGCAGAACAACUCAAAGUUCAGAACGUAUUUCAAUAGCGCAGGUGUCUAAAGACAUCAGUUAAUGUGCAAAAAGCAGCAGAUGGCAUGAAAAAGCAAAAACUAAUGUACUAAUGAAGGAGUUAAAACACUGACUCUCAUUUCUUCCCCCAAAAAGAAACAUGAGUGAGGCAAUGCUUACAGUACCAACUCCCCCCCUUCCCCUUUGUACAACCCUGUUUUACCAGAACUUUGUUUUUCUGUAAAAUAAUUUUGAAUACAGAACCUGAUGUUGUCAGAUCUUUGUAUAACACACAGGUCAUAUUUUAUAGCGUUCUGGUAAAGCAGUGACAGACCCAAAGAGGAGAUGGCACCAGGUGUGGUUGUAGAAUACUUGACAAAACCCCCUCCUUGUACAAGCGUUUGCCUUUCAUCUGAAAGCAGCGAGCACUAAACAGCGUUUGAGCAGCUCCAGAGCAAAGUGUGUGAACUGCUCUAGAAGGUGAUCAGACAGAGCACAACGGGAACAGCUGCAGAAAAUACCAGUGGCUGUAGCAAGUGGGUUCAGCACAGACUGAGCUGCAGGUAAUCAGACACUGGGUGUAUUUGGGUGCCUGUAUUUCACUGGACACAAUGAUAUUAAAACACUGAUUGACUUGGAAGAGCAUGACUUAGUGACUUCUGUACGUGCAGUGAGGAGCAUCCGUGACAAUGUCAUUUAUUUAUAGUGUGAACAUACAGCAACUGUGGGGGUUAACGUUUACACUCGCAUUUCAAAUACAUCUGUACCAAACCUUUGCAUACAUUUCAUUACAUGCUACCGUGAAA